This is a messenger RNA of Capsella rubella, 1770 nucleotides long. Its product is annotated as non-structural maintenance of chromosomes element 4 homolog B. Gene Ontology annotation, cellular component: nucleus; Smc5-Smc6 complex. NCBI's taxonomy places the organism in Eukaryota, Viridiplantae, Streptophyta, Magnoliopsida, Brassicales, Brassicaceae. Gene Ontology annotation, biological process: DNA repair. The record is from RefSeq and is a predicted model, not a curated record. The transcript is spliced from 7 exons. The coding region runs from base 253 to 1452 and encodes 399 amino acids.
UUGUAUUUAGAAAGUCAACAAAAUAGUAUUAUUUAUGUUAUAUACAUUUGUAUUGAGGUCAAAAGGCUUCGAGGGCACGAGUAAUCUAUAAAAAUAGCAAUUUCCUUUUAUCUUUUAUUUCUCGGCGGGAAAAACUAAUCGACGUCUCUUCAUCUUCUCGGCCGCCGUGGCGUUAGGGUUUUUUCCUUUUUUAUAAUUCUUCCACGUUCCCGUACUCUCAAGGUUCUUUUUUCUUCUGUGACGAUCAUCAUCAUGAGAAACUCGGUGAAGCGGGAAGCGGAAUCAACCAGAGAUCGCAGCAGAGGAAGAGAAGCAGAUGACUCGUCGCCGGAGAGACCUAAGAUCGUGAAGAAGGAGAAGCAGAGUAAAGUCGUGAUUGCUGGGUCUCAGGAGCCACCGAUUCAGAAGGAGGAUGAUCAAGGAAUUGCUGAUCGGAGAGCUUUAAGAUCUCAGUACCUCACUCUUAACCACAAGAUUAAAGAUGCUAACGAUGAUUUGACAAAAAUUGGUUCUGACAAGUUCAACCGUAUCAUUACUGAGGUUGAGAGUUUGCACAAGAAAGUUCAGAAGCCUAGAGAGCAAGUUGCUGACGCGGAGGUUCUUUCGGAUUUAGUGGAUAGGGUGGUUGCAUCAGUGAAAUCUCUGUCUGCUCAUGGUGGUGUUUCUCCAGCUGAGUUUGUUAAUGCCUUGAUCAAUGGGUUUGGGAAGACUUCUUUGAGAAUCGAUGCUGAUGAUAGCACGCAAGUGUCCAUGAAGUGGAAGGACCUUGGUUUUGCGGUUUGCUCUUCGGUUAUUGUAUCAUAUGGUUGUUCAACAAUGUUAGGUCCUAUGGAUACUAAAUUGAAACAAAGGAAAAGAGCAGUGGGAGACAGAAAACGUACAAAGCCUGGUGCAGGUGUUAAGCCAGAGGAGGUUGAUGAAGCUGAAAAGAAAACUGAUACAGACAAUAACAUGGCAAUGAUGUUUAGCAUCUUGGGGAAAAACAAACGUGUCAAGUUUGAAAAUUUGGUGCUUAAUAGGAAAUCAUUUGCUCAGACAGUAGAGAAUGUGUUCGCACUAUCAUUCUUGGUGAAAGAUGGAAGAGUUGAGAUAAAUGUUGAUAAAGAUGGUUCUCAUUUCGUUGUGCCGAGGAAUGCUCCUGAUGGGAACGUGGUGAUGUCAGGGGAGGUCGUUUAUAGCCAUUAUGUACUUAGAUUUGAUUACAAAGAUUGGAAGCAAAUGAGUACAAUGGUGGCAGUGGGAGAUGAGCUGAUGCCACACAGGGAAACCCAAGUCGUUUCAUCUGCUUGUGAUUUGGCAUCAAAACUUUCACAAGAUUCGAGGAAGCAAGGUUCGGUGGUUCAAGAGGAAACAGCUCUGGAAGAUUCUUCUGACAUGGAAGGCGUUAAUGAAGAUAGUAAAAAUGGUGAAACAGGCCGGGAAUUCAAGGUUAGGAAGACUACUCACUUGUGAAGAUGAACUGACUAGUCCUUUUUUUAACUUAUCCAUUUGGGGGGUACAUAGCAAUGUUUUUAAUAUAACAUGUAUUUCGGUUCGGUAGGAUUAGGAAGCAUGUCCUGAUGAGGUUGAUAGAUGUAUUUUAAUGGAUUGUUUCUGGUUAGGAUUGUUUAUUUUGGUUGAUGGUAGGUUUUUGAAGUUUAGGGAGAGGCCUUGGCUUUUUAUCUUGUCUUAGGCAGCACAGAAGGUUAAGAUGUGCUAAUGUUAGCGUACUUUGGACUAUUUUCCUAAUGGCUAAUGCAACUCGUCGCUUAAUUAUUAUUAUUAUUGCUC